This is a messenger RNA of Chrysoperla carnea, 1933 nucleotides long. RefSeq names its product sodium-coupled monocarboxylate transporter 1-like. Gene Ontology annotation, cellular component: membrane. The transcript has 13 exons. Gene Ontology annotation, molecular function: symporter activity. Bases 1 to 1716 code for a protein of 571 amino acids. Gene Ontology annotation, biological process: sodium ion transport; transmembrane transport. The record is from RefSeq and is a predicted model, not a curated record. NCBI's taxonomy places the organism in Eukaryota, Metazoa, Arthropoda, Insecta, Neuroptera, Chrysopidae.
AUGUUACUUAUAUGUUUAGUAAUUGGUAUAUAUUUUGGAUUUAUUAAAGUAUCUAAAAAUGUUAAAGAUUAUUUAAUUGGAAGUAAAGAUAUGACUGUAUGGCCAGUAACAAUUUCACUUGUUGUCAGCAUGGUUUCUGGAAUAUCAUUUUUGGGAUUACCAGCUGAAGUUUAUGUAUUUGGUAUACAAUACUUUUAUGUAAUAUUAAAUGAUGUAUGGUUGGCAAUCAUUGGUAAUUAUAUAUAUUUACCAGUUUUUAUGGAUUUGCGAUUAACUUCCAGUUUUGAGUAUUUAGAACUACGGUUUGAUAAGUGUUUACGACGACUUGGAUCCAUUUUAUACCUUAUUUGUAUGCUACUAUGGCUUGCAUGCGUAAUACAUGUUGCAGCAUUGGCUCUUAAUCAAGUAACUGGAAUAAAAACACAUACUAUAACACCAAUUAUCUGCGCAGUUUGCAUUUUCUACACUUCCAUGGGUGGAAUUCGUGCUAUAAUAUGGACCGAUUUCCUUCUUGCAUUUUUAAUGGUAUGUUCAAUAUUAUUGGUGUUAAUCAAAGCUACAUGGGAAGUUGGUGGAGUGGGAACAGUGGUCGAACGUAAUAUGGAUAGCGGUAGAUUGGAAUAUCCAGACAUGGAAUUAAGUUUAACGAAACGACUAACAUUUCCUACGAUAUUGAUUGGAGGAGCUAUAAAUAUAUUAAAUGAGGGAAUGGUUACUCAAGUUAUGAUGCAAAGAUACAUGUCAUUGCCUACACUAAAAGACGGUAAAAAGGUGACAUGGUUAUUUUUUAUAAUCAGAACGCUCCUCAUGGGAUUAUGUGCUUGUACAGGCCUUGUUAUAUAUGCAACGUAUUUCAAUUGCGAUCCUGUUUCAACGAAUAUUGUGUCUGCUAAAGAUCAACUUUUACCAUUAAUAGUUGUUGAUACUUUAAAAGAUUUCCCUGGCGCAGCUGGAUUAUUUUUAGCUGGUGUUUUUAGUGCAUCUUUGAGCUCUUUGUCUGGUGGUUUAAAUUCAUUAGCUACGGUGAUUUUGGAAGAUUGCGUUAAGCCUGUUUUUACGCAAUUGACGCCAAAACAGGAACAAAUUAUUGUCAAAUCAGUGGUUUUGGUUACAGGAGUUUUUACAGUUGGAUUAGCUACUAUAGUAGGAAGAUUGGGACAAAUAUUACAAUUAAGUGUAACGUUAGAAUCCAUUACAUAUGGUCCUUUGUUUGGUAUGUUUACUUUGGGUAUUCUAUUUCCAUGUGCAAAUGCCAAGGGAGCAUUUUAUGCAGGUUUAAGUGGACUAUUCUUUAUGGGAUGGAUUGGUGGUCAAUCCAUGAUAGCAUCAUCAAAUAUACAUUACCCGGAGAAACCUGUUUUCACAGAUGGUUGUACAUUUAAUAUUACAGAGCCUUUAGGCCCACCUCCAACACUGGACGACUACGAUGAAACGAAUUUAUUCUUUAUGUAUCGAAUAACAUUCGUAUUGUACACGACAAUGGGUACAAUAUUUACAAUAGUCAUUGGUUUAAUAAUAAGUUACUUUACUGGUUUUAAUAAAAUUGAGGAUGUGAAUCCUUUACAUUUAGCACCGUUCUUGAGACCAAAAAUUGUUGAUACUAAGACAUUUGAAAAUAAGCGGCAAUACGUUGAGAAAGUCGAUACAAAUAUCUGUUUGGAAGAAGCUGUUGAUUUAUUGAACAAAACAAAAAGUUCAAGUUGUACAGAAAAAUAAAAUUACCACACAUUAACGAAAGAAAAAACGUAUUUAUGUUGGCUUCUGGUAAACUACGAGGUCAAAAUAUCUUAUGACAAAUUUUCCAUUUACUGUUUAUACAGACCGAUUUUGCAUUUUAAAACAUGUCCUCUAUCUCUUUGUAUUUUGAGAAUUUAAAUGCAAUUGUUUUCUUAUGUUCUAAAAACAUGUUAGGGUGUGCAGAAUUAUAGAAAAU